ACUCCGAAACGAUGAAACAAUAUUUAUUGUAGAUGGAUAUCUUCAUAGCCACACGGCUGAAGUUGCGGGCAACACCUAUUAAUUUAUAACACACCUCAUUACGGUAAAUACUUAUUUUCACUGCGUGAUAUUUCAUGUGUUUGACAAUUCCAUCACCACUAUUUGUUUAGCUGUCAAAUAUUGUCAAUUUGUGAUGUCAUUAUAAGUUCUUGUGUUAUAAAAAUAAACAUGUUUGUAAUUAAUCGUAUGAAAGGGUUGAGUAGUAGGAGGGCUUUGAACGCCUUGGACCACGUGAGAUAUCAGCAGGGCUACAUGCCGCCGCCGUGCCCUCCGUGGCCGCCAUGCCCGCCCUGUCCUCCUGUCACUCCGCCGACACCACCAAGUUGCGUGCCCCCAAUAAUAUACCCUCCCUUCUACUGCUGUCCAAGAUCAAAAUAUGAUACUAAUUUCUUGUACGUGAGCCACGUACCGCCGACUACUACACUGAAGGACUUCCUUGAUCGAAUAUCGCAAACUUUAUUUUGGACGGAGUUGAUCCGAGGUUUUGCUGUAACGUUAUCGCAUGUAUUCAGAGAGCCGGCUACGAUUAACUAUCCGUUUGAGAAGGGUCCUUUGUCGCCUCGGUUUAGAGGGGAGCAUGCUUUGCGGAGGUACCCAACGGGGGAAGAGCGGUGCAUAGCCUGCAAGCUGUGCGAGGCGAUGUGCCCGGCGCAGGCGAUCACCAUCGAUGCAGAGGAGAGGAGUGACGGCUCGCGCCGCGCCGUGCGCUACGACAUCGACCUCUCGAAGUGCAUCUUCUGCGGCUACUGCCAGGAGGCCUGCCCCGUCGACGCCAUCGUAGAAGGACCCAACUUCGAGUACACCACAGAAACUCGCGAAGAACUCAUCUAUAACAAGGACAAGUUACUCACUAAUGGUGAUCGUUGGGAGCCUGAAAUUGUUAGUAAUAUCAGAGACAAUCAUUUGUAUCGUUAAUUUUUAUUGCAAUUUAUUUGACGCAAUUAUGUUUAAAGCAAUUAUGCUAUAUUGAAUUAUUAUACUUA
Messenger RNA from Trichoplusia ni (cabbage looper), 1043 nucleotides. RefSeq names its product NADH-ubiquinone oxidoreductase subunit 8-like. The record is from RefSeq and is a predicted model, not a curated record. Lineage: Eukaryota; Metazoa; Arthropoda; Insecta; Lepidoptera; Noctuidae. Gene Ontology annotation, biological process: mitochondrial respiratory chain complex I assembly; mitochondrial electron transport, NADH to ubiquinone. Gene Ontology annotation, cellular component: membrane. The transcript is spliced from 2 exons. Bases 229 to 975 code for a protein of 248 amino acids. Gene Ontology annotation, molecular function: NADH dehydrogenase activity; 4 iron, 4 sulfur cluster binding.